ACUCUCUCUUUCUUUCUAUUCAAACAAUUAAAACGCUUCAACAAUGGAGGAAAACCAAAAACCCUUUCUUCUUCUUCCAAAACCAUACAACUUUGUAUCAAAACUAGUAAACUUCCACGCAGACUUAAUCUAUAACUGCAUAGUCUGUAUCUUCUCUCCAUUCUACUCACUCUUGUCCUUUGCCUCAGAGUUCUUUCAUCAGGAAACCAAAUACACCGCCGUAGAAUCAUCAGAACUUCAUCAACAAGCUCAUCAUGGAGGAGGAACCACCACAACCACUACCACCACCACCACCAUCACGGGGCUCUUCUUCAAGAAACUUGGGCUUGGGCUUCUGAGUGCUGCAUACUUGUGCAUAGUUCUGUUCUUGGUUCUGAUCGUGGCAACGGUUUUGGGGGUUUGUUUGGUGAAGCUGUGGGUGGAGGAGCCGGUGGUGGUUAGAGAGAAUGUGCAUUUUGAUUACACUGAAGAAAACCCUUCUGCUGUGUUCUCGUUUAAUGGGGGAAUGAGUGGUUUUGUUGGAAGAACAAAGAGGAAUAAGCAGAUAAGUGUGCCUGUUGGUCAUAUGUUUCAUGUUUCUUUGCUUCUUGUCAUGCCCGAAUCUGACUUCAAUACACAACUUGGUGUCUUUCAGUUGUUGUUGUUUGUUGUGCAGUUGACAGCCGAACUCCUUACGAUGAACGGAAACGUGAUAGCAAAAUCGAGCCGGCCAUCGAUGUUACGGUUCAGAAGCUCACCGAUUCGACUAGCCCGGACAUUGAUGAUGGGUUUACCUCUAGUACUCGGAGUGUCCGACGAAACCCAGAGCAUCAUUGUUGAUAUCUUGAGGCACAAGGAAGAGUAUAGAAGAACCAAGGCCAUUAGAGUAACCAUGCAUCCAAGAUCAGGAACCUCAUCACUUCCACAAUUGUAUGAGGCCCAAAUCAUGAUCAAGUCACGGUUACCUUGGUCCAAAGAAGUGGUCCGGAAUUGGAAAUGGACCUUUUAUGUUUGGGUGUCAAUUUAUGUCUACAUUGUUCUUCUCAUGUUCCUACUAUGUUGCUAUAGGAGACUAUUGUUUCUAGUCACACCGGAUUUGUUCGGCCGCGGCGGCGAGCUCCCAAGGGAAGAGCCUCCUAGAGAGCAUGAUGAAAGUGAGAUUUCUGAGUUGUUGAGGAAAUUGAGGAGGAGGAGGAGGAACAAGAGGAAAGCUAUAUCGGAUCAUGAUGAUGAUGGUGAUGGUGUUGAAGAAACCAUUGUUGGAUCUUCAGGUGAAACCAUUAAUACAGAAGAUGUUACAGGUAGUGUUCCCGUAGAACAAGUUGAUGAGGACUCUGGAUCGGUGUGUUUUUAAAGGCUUAAUUUUUAGAGUAAAAAAUACUACGAAAAAUGUUAAAAAGUUAUCAAAAUUUAUUAUUUUUGGCGAU
This is a messenger RNA of Arachis duranensis, 1406 nucleotides long. RefSeq names its product seipin-1. Gene Ontology annotation, biological process: lipid droplet organization; lipid storage. NCBI's taxonomy places the organism in Eukaryota, Viridiplantae, Streptophyta, Magnoliopsida, Fabales, Fabaceae. The transcript has 2 exons. Gene Ontology annotation, cellular component: endoplasmic reticulum membrane. The record is from RefSeq and is a predicted model, not a curated record. Bases 44 to 1333 code for a protein of 429 amino acids.